Molecule: messenger RNA, 1009 nt
Organism: Hyla sarda
Lineage: Eukaryota; Metazoa; Chordata; Amphibia; Anura; Hylidae
Gene: GSX1
Product: GS homeobox 1
Exons: 2
Coding region: 99-836 (245 amino acids)
Biological process (GO): regulation of DNA-templated transcription
Cellular component (GO): nucleus
Molecular function (GO): sequence-specific double-stranded DNA binding; DNA-binding transcription factor activity, RNA polymerase II-specific
Source: RefSeq, a predicted model, not a curated record
CCCAGUCCCUGAAGUGACUACUAUCCAGCCUGCACCCAGUCCCUGAAGUGACUACUAUCCAGCCUGCACCCAGACCCUGGACCCAGCACCCUGCACUCAUGCCUCGCUCAUUCCUAGUUGACUCCCUCAUCCUCAGGGAAACCAACGAGAAGAAGGAUGAGAACAGUCCACCCCUCUUCCCGUAUGCCAUGCAUCCUGCAAACACCCUGCACGGACUGUCUGCCGGCUCCUGCCACUCCAGGAAAGGCGGUCUGCUGUGUGUCUGCUCCAUGUGUGUCACAGCCUCCCAGCUCCAUGUUCCUCCGCCGGGCAUCCCCCUUCUGAAGGCUUCCUUCUCCUCCUUCAGCUCCCAGUACUGCCCCACAGCUCUAGGAAGACAACACUCGGGAUCUUCAGCCCUGAACCUCAGCCAUGCUCCAACCAUUUACCAGGCGUCCUACCCUGUUCCAGACCCCAGGCAAUUCCACUGCAUCUCAGUUGACAGCUCCUCCAGCCAGUUGCCCAGCAGUAAGAGGAUGCGCACAGCCUUCACCAGCACUCAGCUCCUGGAGCUGGAGAGAGAAUUCGCCUCCAACAUGUAUUUGUCCAGGCUCAGGCGCAUUGAGAUAGCCACUUACCUGAACCUCUCCGAAAAACAGGUGAAAAUCUGGUUCCAGAACAGAAGAGUAAAGCACAAGAAGGAAGGAAAGAGCAGCUCACACAGGAGCAGUCCCCACAACUGCAAAUGCUCAUCCUUCUCAUCCACAAAGUGUCUGGAGGAUGAGGAUGAGGAUGACCUGGUCCUUUCUCCUUCAUCCUCAGACAAGGAAGACAGAGACCUUUCUCCAAGCCCAUAAACCCCUGAACCUAGACAAAAAAGACUAUAAGGCACUUGGCCUAUUUUUUUUGUAUGUAUGAGGCAACUUGUAUAUAAACUACUAGACCCAACUGGUGGCAACUCAGAAGUUACCAAUGACACCAUCAAAACUGAGUUUAGAUAUGAAAUGUCUCCACAUUGAGCCCCUGCUUC